UCAACCAGCGGCGCCAUGGUCCGCAAGAGGAAGCUGGCUCGGAGCCGGGAGGCUCGCAAAUCCCGACAGAUUUCCCAGGAGAAGAUGAUGGCUGAGCUAGAGCGGAGGGUUGCCCAGUCGACUCCGCCUCGUGGUGCAACACCACUUUCCAAGCUAGCUGGGUCUAGCAAUGACUCGUCGAUGUUCCCACGGUUCUUCCGGUACAUGCCGCUGUCGGAACCGACCAAGCUUGGCCUCAAGAGGGGUCGCUUCUCCAAGCUGACCGACAUCCAGCGGGCGGCGGUGCCGCAUGCGCUGGCCGGGCGCGAUGUGCUGGGCGCGGCCAAGACGGGGUCUGGAAAGACGCUUGCCUUUCUCAUUCCUGUGCUGGAGACGCUCUUCCGGGCGCGCUGGUCGCACAUGGAUGGCCUUGGGGCGCUGGUCAUCUCGCCUACCCGCGAGCUGGCGGCGCAGAUCUUCCAAGUCCUCCGGACCGUCGGCUCGGGCCAUGUCUUCUCGGCCGGGCUGGUCAUUGGCGGCAAGGACUUUGAGGCGGAGCAGGUGCGAAUUCUGCGGAUGAACUUGCUGGUGGCGACGCCCGGGAGGCUGCUGCAGCACAUGGACGAGACGCCACACUUUGACGCCUCGCGGGUGCGGAUUCUUGUCCUCGACGAGGCCGAUCUGCUGCUGGAGAUGGGCUUCAAGACGACGCUCAACGCUAUCCUGGCCAACCUGCCGUCGGAGCGGCAGACGCUGCUGUUUUCAGCGACACAAACGUCGUCGGUCAAGCAGCUGGCGCGACUGUCGCUGAAGGACCCCGAGUUUGUGGCUGUUCACGAGACCGCCGACGUGACGACGCCCGACGCGCUCGUCCAGUCGUACAUGGUGCUCGAGCUGCAGCACAAGCUAGACUUUCUGAUGUCGUUCAUCAAGAAUCACCUGUCGGCCAAGACCCUGGUCUUCUUCUCAUCGUGCAAGCAGGUGCAGUUUGUGUACGAGGCGUUCCGCCACAUGCGGCCGGGCGUGCCGCUGCUCGAGCUGCAUGGCAAACAGAACCAGGCCAAGCGGAUGCAUGUGUACAACGCGUUCAACCGCGGCAAGUCGGCGGUCCUGUUCGCCACCGACAUUGCAGCGCGCGGACUCGACUUUAACGACGUCUCGUGGGUCAUCUCGCUCGACGCGCCCGACUCGGUCAAGACGUACAUCCACCGCGUGGGGCGGACGGCCCGGUUCCGGUCGGCUGGUCGUGCCCUGCUGGUCCUGCUCCCGUCCGAGGUCGACGCGCUGCUCGCCCAGCUGCAGAGCGCCAAGGUGCCGCUGACCCAGGUGAAGGCCAACCCGGAGAAGCUCAACCAUGUGGUCGGCUUCCUGCAGUCGCUCUGCUCCCGCGACGUGGCCAUCAAGGAGCGCGCCAUCCGCGCCUACAAGUCGUACGUCCGCUCUGUCUUUGUGGCCCAGAACAAGAAGGUCUUUGAUGUGGCGGCGCUCCCGCUCGACGAGUUUGCGGCCUCGCUCGGCCUCGUCUCGCGGCCCAAGCUCAAGUUCCUGCGCUCGUCGCGGACGGCGGCCGAGUCACUGGCGCGGGCCAAGGCCAAAAAGAACUCAUCGCGGUCGCAGGCCCACAAGAUGGAGCAGAUGCUCGCGCUGCUGGGCACCGACUCGGGUGCCGAGACGUCCGACGACGAGUCAGAGUGCGCGGGCUCGGACGCGGGCGCUUCGGCAGGCGCGGACGAUGCUACCGGCCGCAAGCGCAAGCGCAAGCGCAAGCGGCGUAAGAAGAAGAAGACUCUGAUCCCGGCGGUGGUCUCGUCGUCGUCGUCGUCGUCGUCGUCGGCCGAUCCCGAGUCGGAUGAUGGCCUGCUGGUUCUCAAGCGCAAGGACCACGAGCUUGAUCCGGAGCUGGCCGCGGCCGGCCCGGUUGAGACCGGCGAGACGCUCUCGUUCGAGGAGCUGCAAGCCGAGGCGCGCGCGGCGCGCAAGGCAGCCAAGAAGAACAAGAAGGCCAAGAAGCGCAUCCGGAUCGAUGACUUUGCGGAGGGCAAGAUUAUGUUCUCAGGCUCGGACUCGGGCUCGGACGAGGAGAUUGUCCGUGGCGCCGAGCGCAUUGCGCGGCUGCAGGAGCGUAUGGCGCGCGAGGAUGCCCAAGACAAGGAGAAGCAGCGCCAGCGGCUCCGCGCCCGCAAGCUCGAGCGCAAGAUCAAGGACAAGAUCCGCGCCGCCGGUCUCUCGGGCCAGAUCACGGUCGCCGAGUACCUCGAGCAGAGCGAGGACGGCCGCGGCGGCGACAUGCUGCAGCUGGUCAAGGACCGCAAGGCGUGGGCCAAGCGCAAGGCGAUGAAGGCCGAGGCCGAGGCCGCCGCCGCCGCUGCCGCCGCCGGCGAGUACUCGUACGACGACGACGACGACAACAACCGCUUCGAGCCAAUGGACCCCGAGGAGCUGCGCCGGCUCAACGCCGCCAUCCUCGGCGAUGGCAGCGGCUCGGCUGCCAGCGAUGGCGAUGUCUCCAACGAUGACGGUGACGUUUCCUCUGCUGUCCCCAACGAUGACGGCGACGUUUCCAGCGAUGGCCACAACGAAGAUGCCGAGCAUGAUGAAGCUAGCGAAAGCAGCUCCUCCGAAGCUGCGGCACCACCCCGCAAGCGGCGUCGGCGGCGCUGAUUUCAAAAGCUCGGCCCGCUGGGCAUGUGCAUGUGUAUGUAUGUAUGUAUGUAUGUA
Molecule: messenger RNA, 2697 nt
Organism: Thecamonas trahens ATCC 50062
Lineage: Eukaryota; Apusomonadida; Apusomonadidae
Product: Ddx10 protein
Exons: 2
Coding region: 16-2640 (874 amino acids)
Biological process (GO): rRNA processing
Cellular component (GO): nucleus
Molecular function (GO): nucleic acid binding; ATP binding
Source: RefSeq, a predicted model, not a curated record